Messenger RNA from Sinocyclocheilus grahami, 1071 nucleotides. Its product is annotated as oocyte zinc finger protein XlCOF14-like. The record is from RefSeq and is a predicted model, not a curated record. Bases 160 to 957 code for a protein of 265 amino acids. Lineage: Eukaryota; Metazoa; Chordata; Actinopteri; Cypriniformes; Cyprinidae. Gene Ontology annotation, molecular function: DNA-binding transcription factor activity, RNA polymerase II-specific; RNA polymerase II transcription regulatory region sequence-specific DNA binding. Gene Ontology annotation, biological process: regulation of transcription by RNA polymerase II. The transcript is spliced from 3 exons. Gene Ontology annotation, cellular component: nucleus.
UCUACCCAAGAAGAUAAUGAAGAAGAAGCAUGCACGAGGACGUUUUAAAUAGACUCGGGGAGGUUCAGUGACUAUUGCUUCUUCGCAAGUUCAUACAAACACAGUGGACAGGAAGGGGAACACAAACAAAAUGUAUAUUCUUGUAUCCUGAAACAGUUGAUGGACUGGCAUGCUGACUGCAUCGACAUGAAGCCUGUGAUCAAAAAAUCUUUUCCUGGAGAUCCAAGAUCUGAAUCGAAUAAGAAGGGUGUUGAAACUUUGGUGCUGAGCAAAAUGGAGGAAUCAGGUGUGCUCUUUUGCCCACGGCUGAAAUAUAGAGUAAAAUCUAUUCAGGUGCCAGAUGAAAGUCCUUCGGAUAUUAAAACAGAGGCUUCCAUCUCCCAGCCUUCAAACUGCAGUACGAUUAAAAAUUACCACAGUAUUAAAAAAUACAUCUGUAAGCUGUGUGGCAUUGAGUAUCGGCAGAGCAUAAGCCUGGUGCGUCACAUGCGAAUACACACAGGUGAGGCGCCGCACAUCUGUGAACUCUGUGGAAGGGGUUUCCGUCGUAAAGACUGGCUUCAGCUGCACAGCAGCAUCCACACGGGUAACAAACGAAAGCUUGCGAAGAGCUUCAGUUGCCAUGAGUGUGGGAAGAAGUUUACAGGCUCCACCGCGCUCCAGAGCCAUCUGUAUAAACACAGAGGUGAGAGGCCAUUCACCUGCGCGCACUGCGACAAGACCUUCUACAGUCAGACCAAUCUUAAAAGGCAUCAGGUCGAUUCUCAUUCUGACGACAAACCCUUCUGCUGCCCUGUGUGUGGAAGACGAUUCUCACGCCUUUUUACGCUGCAGAAACACAUGCGGACUCACACAGGAGAGAUGCCUUUUUCGUGUCCAGACUGUGGAAAGACUUUCCGUCAUAAAUACUCCAUGGAUAUGCAUUGUAAACGGCACUCAGCUGAAAAGUUGAUGUAAUGCACAUUCAUGCAUGUCACAUGAAUUUCUGAUUUAUUCUGUUUAUUUGUUUUAACCAUGUUCCUUUUAUUGAUGAUUAUUUUCUGAAUCUUAUCAACUGUUUGAUGCCAAUAA